This is a messenger RNA of Drosophila teissieri, 1188 nucleotides long. RefSeq names its product chitinase-like protein PB1E7.04c. Gene Ontology annotation, molecular function: chitin binding. The transcript is spliced from 4 exons. Bases 7 to 1137 code for a protein of 376 amino acids. Gene Ontology annotation, cellular component: extracellular region. Lineage: Eukaryota; Metazoa; Arthropoda; Insecta; Diptera; Drosophilidae. The record is from RefSeq and is a predicted model, not a curated record.
CUUUUUAUGGGCGCCAAGCAAACGCUAACUGAGGGUGUGGUCUUAGGCUUAGGCUCUAUAAAGAGAAUUGGCACUUGGCCAACCAUCACAAGUAAGUUGCUCUUCCCGGCAAACAGACAAACUAUGCCGGCACAAAUUACCCUAAAGGUGAGUCGAGGGAGCAGUGAACCACAAGAAAGUAAUCCAUUUCGCCUUUUCCAGCUUCUCCUGCUCCUCUUGAUUUCGAAAUGGGCUCUUGGGCAGUCCGAUUGCUCCGACUGCUCCUCGACAAAUGGACAAUAUGCUUGUGUCAAUGAGACUGCCUAUGGGUUUUGCUUUGAUCAAGGCACCGUGGACGAAGAUGCGGUCCAAAACUGCCGCGAUGGGUACUACUGCGUCCUCGAGGGAUUCUGUGCACCAAUGGCCUCAGCGGAACCGGCUUGUAUCACAGUCACUUCUACGUCAACAACGGAUAUUGUAACAGAUUCGAGUACCCUAGAAACAACAGAAUCAACAGUAACCACUACAGCUGAAACCAGCGAUUCUACAAUGACAGAAACCACAACAUCCUCGUUCACCACAGAUUCAACCACUUCUGAAUUUUCUACAGAUUCGAGUACCGAUUCGACUACAUCUGAGAUGACUACUGAAUCUAUUACAGAUUCUACUACAUCUGAGCUUACUACCGAAUCCACUUCAGAUUCUACUACUUCUGAAACUACUACCGAAUCGAGUACAGAUUCAACUACAUCUGAACUUACUACUGAUUCGAGUACGGAUUCAACUACUACUACUGCUGAAACAACUAGUGAUUCCAGUACCGAUUCAUCCACAUCCGAAUUGACUACCGAAUCGAGUACAGAUUCCACUACAUCCGAGCUUACCACAGAUUCAAGUACAGAUUCAACAACAUCUGCCACUAGCACGGAUUCGAGCACUCAAACUACAGUACCUUCGGAAAUAGAUCCCAACGCCUAUUGUGCAAAGUUGAAGUCCAAAGGAUACUUUCGAGUUGAGAAUGAUACAACGUGCCAGAUGUAUGUCUACUGCUACAAAUUGAGUCUGGAUUAUCUGGGUUGGCUUUAUUAUUGCAACACCAACGAAUACUACAACUCAGAUACAGAGGCCUGUCAAUCCACACGACCGAGCAAUUGCUAAGUUAUAACAAUUACAGGAAACCCAUGUUUACUUCUUUCCAUUAUCCAUAAA